Molecule: messenger RNA, 846 nt
Organism: Protopolystoma xenopodis
Lineage: Eukaryota; Metazoa; Platyhelminthes; Monogenea; Polystomatidea; Polystomatidae
Source: the annotation of a GenBank genome assembly
AUGCAUGAUGUGCGCACGUGCGUAUGUGUGUGUAAAUGCUCGGAGAAGUGUGACAAACCAGACGCUGUCACUUAUGGAGCCUGCAACAAAGUGACCUGCCUACAAUCUGUGCGGUUGACCAAAUACCGUGAAGUGCAGGGUAAUUGCGUUCCCUUCUUUUCGGUUGCCAAUAGUGUCUGCUGCCUGCCCAAAAAUAAGGUGACCAAGACCUGCGACAAGAGGACAGGACAGUUGGUCACCAGGACAGUGGAGUACAGCCUGAAAAGCAGCUUGAUCCUUAAGUCUUUAGCGCGCAAAGUCUCUGUUGAUUCCAAAAGACCGGUCUGCAAUCCGGUAGUCGUGAGUGCAGAGGCCUGUAACAAGCUUAAUCCUAGCACAAAACGAAUAACAUCAACCAUAAACAGACUUAACACCGCAACAUGUGCCUGUAUCCAAGUUAAACAAACGCACAAGGAGGUACCUUGUACGUGUCCCCCGCCGAGGGUUGAAGGACCAAAAUGCUUCAAAGACUCAAAUGGGCGUGAACAGUUCGGCAUCCAGACCACAAAUUUCAGUCUGAUCAAGGAGCAGUGUAUACCCAACAGAGUGUUCGAGGUGAAACCGAUAAAGUGCGCCAUGCAGAAGAUCACGAAGUCGGCUUGCAGGUCGUGUAAACGGAGUGUUGUCAAGACGUAUCAUGAGCCGAAAGGCUGCAAGUGCAUCAAACGCCAGAUAGUAGAAAAGGAGGCUUGCUGCUGUCCAAAAGCGGUUGUGAAAUAUCGAUGCAAACAGGACUCGAACAUGGAAGCUGAGGAGAUACAAAAUGUGCUUAAAGAAGGAAAGUGCGUGAAAACUGCAAAUCUCUAG